AUAUACAUAAAAAAACAACAAUUUUUAAGACUUUAAACACCGUCUAGGUAAUUACACAAACUACAAGUUAAUUACAUGGAUGAAACGAUUCCUCUUGAUAGUAUUCAGGCUAUAGCUGCAACUUUUGGCGCUUCAUUUUGUGCUGAAAAAAUAAUAGAUACUGUUUUGGAAAAGGAUGGGACUCGGUACUAUAAAGUACGAUGGGUAAAGUACUCUUGGGAACCCACAUCAAGUUUUAUACAUCUUGAGCACCUUAUUAGAGACUUUUGGACUGAAUUUGAACAUCAUAUACCAGAAGUUCAGGAAAAAGUUCAUACAUCAAAUGAGAUUCUUAAUGUUCAAUCAAAAGUUGUUAAUGAACAGGAAUUAAUUCCGCAGUUUGAUGGUGAAAAGCAUAAAGACGAACUCAAUACACUCCUUUCUACAUUUGAUGCUCCACAAGAAGAUAUUUCACAUAUAAACAAUGUUGAUUCUACUGUGUCUCAUUCUUUUACACAAUUGGCAUCUUUAAACAAAGUACAAUCAUCAUUAGAAAUAUCUGAUCAUAUCAUCCAUCAAAUUGUUUCACAAGACUCAACUCAUUUUCAUGAAAAGCAAAGAAAUCGUAGUGAUGAUGAUAACAAUAGUGAAUUUAAAAAACGACGCAAAAUACCUGGAAAUUGUCCAAUUUGUGGAAAACAUUUCAAGUCAACAACAAAUAUUGCUGCCCAUAAAAAACUUCAUACUGAAGAACGUCAGUUUAACUGUUCUGAAUGUGGAAAGAAGUUCCGACGCAAAUUACAUUUACGUCGCCACUUAGAGUCUCAUGCUGGUGUAAAAAGCUUUAUAUGUGAAGUUUGUGGAAGUGCUUUUACAAGUAAAUGGUAUAUGGAGGCACAUGCUGUCAUUCACACUGGUGAAAAACCUUUUCAGUGUGAUGUUUGCGAAAAGAGAUUUAACAAUAAGGCCAACCUCAAUAAACACCGGCAGAUUCAUGUAAACCAACGUCCAUUUGUUUGUAAUAUUUGCGGCCAGAGUUACCGUCAUAGUUAUGAUUUAAAGCGUCACAUGUCUACGCAUUCAGUAUCAAAAGAUUUUAUUUGUAGUGAAUGUGGAAAAAAAUUUGCUCGGAAAACGUAUCUUCAACGACACUUAUUGACUCAUGGAAAUGAGAAAAAGUAUUGCUGCACUCUUUGUGAUCAAAAGUUCUUGAACAAGUCUCAUCUUAACAUCCAUUUAAAACAACAUUCUGAAUCCAUCCAACAUCCUGAAUCCAUUCAACAUCCUGAAUUUCCUUUUCAUAAUUCAGUACGCAGCAUAACAAAGACAAGUGUUACAGGCGAAAGUUUAAGGGCUUCGAAUUUCACAAAAUCUAGUGUAAAAGAUGAACAAGAAAUUCAGUAUGAUUUUGCCACAGAUAUUUCUGAUACACAACAGAGUAUAAAUCCUGAUCCAGCAAUUUCAACGGAUAGUUUUACGCAACACAUUAACAGUUAUCCCGAAAAAUCCAGUGAUCCAAUAUCUGAUCAACAAAGUUUGUGUGAUUUUAAUACUUGGCACAGCAUUUAAUGUUAUGGUGUUUGCUUCACCUUAUUUGAAUAGCACAAAUUUUAUUGUAAAAGACCUUUUUAUAAGUUAUUUAUAAAACUA
Hydra vulgaris (swiftwater hydra) is the source of this 1629-nucleotide messenger RNA. RefSeq names its product zinc finger protein OZF. Gene Ontology annotation, cellular component: chromosome. Lineage: Eukaryota; Metazoa; Cnidaria; Hydrozoa; Anthoathecata; Hydridae. Gene Ontology annotation, biological process: regulation of transcription by RNA polymerase II. Gene Ontology annotation, molecular function: RNA polymerase II cis-regulatory region sequence-specific DNA binding; chromatin insulator sequence binding; DNA-binding transcription factor activity, RNA polymerase II-specific. The record is from RefSeq and is a predicted model, not a curated record.